CUAAACCCACAACAGUAAAAUCACUCUGGUCUGUAUAUGCAGUAAAGCAUGCUUGUUAUAUUCACUGUGGAACCUAAGGGGUUAAUGCCUCAAAUUGGGUAAAAAUGCUGUUUGAUCUUGUCUUUUUUGAUCCUCCCCUUCUUCCAGUGCUCCCCCUUGUAUUUCCUGAUAAGAUAUCAUGUGGAGUCACACUGCACAUGCUCAGUUUGGUGUGUAUUGCUAGAGAGGUUUUUUUUUUUUUUUUUUCUUGGGAGAGUGCAUGCAAUCAGCACUGUCCAGACAGAGGUCAGGGGUUCUGCAUCCUCCUAGAGCAGAAAAACUACAAGCUGUAACCAGUGCUCAGCUGAACACUGAUAGAAUGAGAAAAGGUAUUUAGCAGUUUAUAUUUACUAAAAUAAUUGCAUUUCCAUGUUGUGUGUACUGUGGGAGACCAGAUAUAGUGAAU
Messenger RNA from Staurois parvus, 445 nucleotides. The record is from the annotation of a GenBank genome assembly. Lineage: Eukaryota; Metazoa; Chordata; Amphibia; Anura; Ranidae.